AUGUCACAUAAAUUUUUAAAUUUCAUUUUAAUAAUAAUUUUACGAACGAUUGAGCUAUAUAAAAUGAGCGAUCAGCACAAUAAAAACAAUGUACAUAUUACUUCCCUCAGAGCCCUUACUCUUGCUGGAGACAAGGAAAAAAUAUUAAAAGCUUUGAUAGCUAAUUACGCAUUCUACAAGCGUAAGGACAAAAGAAAGCUUUUGCUAUCCACUCAUCAUAGCCACUCGAGGUCUCAGAAAAAAAGAAAAUCAGCUAUUGUAAAAUCGAAUUCUAGCCCGAUAUUGGGUUUCAACACCGAGUGUGUAAGAAGAGAAAGCCUAGAAAGCUUAAUUCAACCAUUAUCAGUUAAAAAGGAAAAUUUCAUAUUUUUUUUAAAAAUAAUACUUUAUAUUUGUUAUAUAAAAAGAGCUAGGUACUUAUUUUCGCUUCGAAGUGUCUGAUGAGAACUGAAAGUCCAAAAACAAUAUUUGUACCAUUUAUUUAGAUACCAAAGAACAAUAUAAAAUUAUCCACACCAAUUUUAUAAAUCUCUUUGAUCGACAUUUUUCAGACGGCGGAGCCAGAAUGCACAAUGGGAAGAAAGAAAUCCAUAUAUUUAAUAUUAUACAGCACAUCCUAGAUUGUUAUAUAACUUCAAUGAGUUCCUACAUCCUUGCCACAGGCCCUCUUAAAGGCAGGUCAUGGAUUGAUAUGGAUCUCUAUGCUAAUUGUAUAGAAGGCUUCCAAAAGUUUAUCACAGAUAAAAAAUACGAAUUGGCGAAUAAUCCCCAGUUCAGGACAAAUUUCACGUUUCAGUUGUUGUGCUGUAAUUAUUAUUUACUCCCCCCCCCCUCGAAGUUCGACCAAGAUUUUUUUGGUCGAACUUCGAGGGGGGUUAAGAAAAAUUUUUUUAAACAAAAUUAUAUAGAAUUUUUUUUAUAUAAUUUAGUAGUUAAAAAAAAAAUAUUUAUCAUAUUCUUCUGUAUGGUUGAGAGGGUGUAAGGGUUAUAAAAAAAUGGUGCAAGAUGGUUUUGUAACGCUUUUUUAGAAAAUCACAAGCUCACCCCACAUAGUUUAAAAUUUUUGAAAAAUUGCUUAUUUUCCUAGUAAAUUUAUAUAGGUCUUGGUCGAACUUUGAGGGGUUAAUUUCCAAAAAAUAGGAAUUUUCCCUAUAUCUUGGUCGAACUUCGAGGGGGGGGAGUUAGUCUUUUUUGAAUACUUAAGCAUCAAAAAAGGAAGAUUAAAUAGAAAUGAGUUGAAGAUUGCAAUUGAAAUGGCUCUGAAAAACCGAAGGGAAGGCCAAAAUAAUUUGGAAAAUUUAGCCCUUCUAGCUUUUAAGAAGGUUGAGAUUUUAGAAGGAAAAACGAAAGAAGAAAUAAAUUUGCAAGAAUUUGUAACUGCACUGCAAAAUUAA
Messenger RNA from Blepharisma stoltei, 1394 nucleotides. NCBI's taxonomy places the organism in Eukaryota, Ciliophora, Heterotrichea, Heterotrichida, Blepharismidae. The record is from the annotation of a GenBank genome assembly.